Messenger RNA from Paramecium tetraurelia, 216 nucleotides. RefSeq lists its product as uncharacterized. The transcript has a single exon. The record is from RefSeq and is a predicted model, not a curated record. NCBI's taxonomy places the organism in Eukaryota, Ciliophora, Oligohymenophorea, Peniculida, Parameciidae.
AUGUCUAAAGAGGGCAGUGCUUUAUGGUCACCUUUUAAAACAACUAAGGAAUUCAUUGAAAAAGAUUAAAAGAUUACAAAAGGAUUCAUUUAAGGGGCAUUGUUUGCAGUUGCAGGUUAUGGAGUGGGAUUCUUGUUAUUCAAAGGUAAGACACUGAGAGGCUUUAGUGCUGGCACUGCAGCAACUUGGAGAUUCAGAGAUUAGAUUGAAUAAUGA